Messenger RNA from Seminavis robusta, 1515 nucleotides. The record is from the annotation of a GenBank genome assembly. NCBI's taxonomy places the organism in Eukaryota, Bacillariophyta, Bacillariophyceae, Naviculales, Naviculaceae.
AUGGUUCAGCAGUCACCCGUUGCGGCAAAAGCAACCGAUGAGGAGGCCAAGUCAGCCGAAAGGAUUCCUUAUCAAGAAGUUCUGAAGAGUAGGAAUCGCCACCGUCUGCCAGACAAGAUCAUGAAGUGCCUCAAUGAAGGAAUAGAGCCCGAUGUCCUCUGGUGGAGCCCCCAUGAGAAUGGGUUUACCGUCGACUCUGAAACGGUGCAAGCUAAGCUCCUUGAUGUGCAUUUCCGAGGUACCAAGCUCUCUUCUCUUGUGCGAAGCCUGAAUCGGUGGGGGUUUCGGAGAGACUUCUAUCGAGCAUUGCCAAGACAAGCUUUGGCAUUUCAGCAUCCUCAGUUCAAGAAGAACGAGCAACAUCUCUUGAGAGAGAUGAAAAUCAGCACCUCCACAAUCAUAGAUGUUGCCGACGACUCUGGUGACGACGAAGAGGCUAACAAGGACAAGGAAAAGGCGGAGGAAAAGAUCAAGGAGGCGGAAAGCGAUUCGACUAGCAGUGACGACUCCGAUAGCUCUGAUGCCAAAAAGCCAGCUGCAGCGGCAAGACCACAAGAUCAAGGCGUUGCGCCGUCCAAUGAACUGCAGGUGGCCGCUUCCCAUCAGCAGGUCUUUGCUUCGGUUUCACGGCCGCCAGGACCAGGUGGAAUCGGGUAUUUGAGGGCAAGCGAUAUCACAGGAAGCCCAUCCCAGCGACUAGGAAUGCUGCCAGUGACAGCUGGGGCAUCGGCGCAGGACUCUCAGAACCGCCAAGCCGUAGUUCCGCCCGGCACACUCGCGGAUGCGCUGUCAUCACCAUUGUCAGUAAGGAAUCGUGCAGGGAUGUUUCAACAGCCUAUCUCUUCUUUGCAAGCUUCGUCUUUCUUGCCAGUGAACUCCAUCCUUGACACAGCACUCAGACAACAGAACCGACCACCGCUGUCCGGCUCCCCAGACCAACAGGCACGGCUUGCAUCUCUUGCGGGUUUAUCUGGAUGGAGAGGCCUGCCCUCGAUGGCCGGGACCGGCACUGCCCUAUCUCUGCAAAUGCAGCAGCAACAACAACAGCAACGGCAUCAAGAUAAUAUGUUACUACAGAACCAACUCUUGCUGCAGCAGCAGAUGCAACAGUCACAAUCAGGCAGAAUGCCUGGGUACUUGCAAUCUCUCGAAAGAUCGAUGAUAAGUCAGAACCAACAACGCGACGAGAUCCUACUCCAAGAACUGCUUCUUGCGAGGCAACGUGAGGAGGAGGCAAUGAGGCGCCUUCAGCUUUCGACGGCCCGGUAUCAAUUCCAGUCCGACUUGGGCCAAAUCCCCGCCUCUUCACUUCAAGUGCCAUCCCUGCGUAACCAGGGAACGCAACCGCAACCACAACACCCUGCCACACAUCAUCAGCUGUAUGCGACGGCUGUCCAAAGGGUGCAGACGCAGUCGCAAAUUCAAGCGAUUUUGCGGGGACAAGGUAGAAGACACAGUGAGGGCGAUUCUUCCAAGGAGCCCGAAGACGCCCAGAAAAUGCCGCCGCCGAGAUGA